Myotis daubentonii (Daubenton's bat) is the source of this 1322-nucleotide messenger RNA. RefSeq names its product malate dehydrogenase 2 (gene MDH2). Gene Ontology annotation, biological process: tricarboxylic acid cycle; malate metabolic process. NCBI's taxonomy places the organism in Eukaryota, Metazoa, Chordata, Mammalia, Chiroptera, Vespertilionidae. Gene Ontology annotation, cellular component: mitochondrion; cytoplasm. Gene Ontology annotation, molecular function: L-malate dehydrogenase (NAD+) activity. The record is from RefSeq and is a predicted model, not a curated record.
GGCUCCUCUCGCGAGGCCCCGCGGAACGGAGCCAGGAGGCCCUGCAUCCUGUGGAGGUCGUUGGAGUCACUAGCCCGCCGCUGGCUCUGUCGCUUGCUGGUCCGCGCCCUGCCCGCCCCAGCCAUGCUGUCCGCCCUCGCUCGGCCUGCCGGCGCCGCUCUCCGCCGCAGCUUCAGCACCUCGGCCCAGAACAAUGCUAAAGUAGCUGUGCUCGGGGCUUCCGGAGGAAUUGGGCAGCCCCUUUCGCUUCUCCUGAAGAAUAGCCCUUUGGUGAGCCGCCUGACCCUCUAUGAUAUUGCUCAUACACCCGGAGUGGCCGCAGAUCUGAGCCACAUUGAGACCAGAGCGUCUGUGAAAGGCUACCUCGGACCUGAGCAACUACCAGACUGCCUGAAAGGUUGUGAUUUGGUGGUUAUUCCAGCUGGAGUCCCAAGAAAACCAGGCAUGACUCGGGAUGACCUGUUCAACACCAAUGCCACAAUUGUGGCCAACCUGACUGCUGCCUGUGCCCAGAAUUGCCCUGAGGCCAUGAUCUGUGUCAUUGCAAAUCCGGUUAACUCCACCAUCCCAAUCACAUCUGAAGUUUUUAAGAAGCAUGGAGUAUACAACCCCAAUAAGAUAUUUGGGGUGACAACCCUGGACGUUGUCAGAGCCAAUGCUUUUGUUGCAGAACUGAAGGGUUUGGAUCCAGCUCGAGUCAAUGUUCCUGUCAUUGGUGGCCACGCUGGGAAGACCAUCAUCCCCCUGAUCUCUCAGUGCACUCCCAAGGUGGAAUUCCCCCAGGACCAGCUGACAACGCUCACUGGACGGAUCCAGGAGGCUGGCACGGAGGUGGUCAAGGCUAAAGCUGGAGCAGGCUCUGCCACCUUGUCCAUGGCAUAUGCUGGAGCACGGUUUGUCUUUUCCCUUUUGGAUGCAAUCAACGGAAAGGAAGGAGUUGUCGAAUGUUCCUUUGUUAAGUCCCAAGAAACGGACUGUUCCUAUUUCUCCACACCAUUGCUGCUGGGGAAAAAGGGCAUUGAGAAGAAUCUAGGCAUUGGCAAAAUCUCCUCUUUCGAAGAGAAGAUGAUAGCUGAGGCCAUUCCUGAGCUGAAAGCCUCAAUCAAGAAAGGAGAAGACUUUGUAAAGAACAUGAAAUGAGAAAGCAGUUAGUGAGCAAUCCAUUUCCUUAACUUAUUAAGGCAUCAUGUCACUGUAAAAGCCAUUUCAGGUAUCUUUCUGUUUCAGUUUUGAUGAUGGAUAUCUAUUAACAUUACCAUCCCUUCCAGAUCAUGGGUCAGUUUACUACUGGUGCAUUAAUAAAAGCAGGCUUUGAUAUUCUU